Grammomys surdaster is the source of this 2792-nucleotide messenger RNA. Its product is annotated as UDP-N-acetylglucosamine transferase subunit ALG13 homolog. Bases 429 to 926 code for a protein of 165 amino acids. NCBI's taxonomy places the organism in Eukaryota, Metazoa, Chordata, Mammalia, Rodentia, Muridae. Gene Ontology annotation, biological process: dolichol-linked oligosaccharide biosynthetic process. Gene Ontology annotation, molecular function: hexosyltransferase activity. The record is from RefSeq and is a predicted model, not a curated record. The transcript has 2 exons.
GAGUCGCCCGGCAGGUUGGGCACCGCCCCUGCCACCUCCCUGCCUAGACUUCUCGGAGGGUGCGAGCUGUGGGGCGGGGACCGACCCGAGACCUGCGAAGCUCCGCCACCGGCUGACGCGCUGGAGAAAAGUUGUUCCUCGACCUUCUCUCGCUGGGUAAUUUGUCCCCGGGUCUUCAGGGUGUGUUGAAGCCAGGGCUGGAGGUCACCGCGCCCAGACGCGCGAGGGCAGCUGCCCCAGCGCCAGGAGUUGGGUGUUGGGCCCGGAGGAGCCGGCUCAGUUCUCUGUUGUGCUCUGUGCACUGGCCGCUCGGUUGUUUGCCCCCAUCCCGGACAGCCGCACAAACUUUCUGACUGUCGAGGGGACACAGCGUGGCAGGAGAAUCCGCGACCGUACGCAGAAGUCAUAUUAUAUCUGGAACCAGCCCAAUGAAGAGAGUGUUUGUGACCGUGGGGACCACCAGUUUUGACGACCUCGUCGAUCAUAUGGUUGCCAAGGAUAGCAUUCAGAUACUCAAGAGUCUGGGUUACAACCAACUGGUCCUCCAAAUUGGUAGAGGCACUGUGGUGCCUGAACCAUUCAGUACUGAGUCAUUCACUCUGGAUGUUUACAGGUAUAAGGAGUCGUUGAAAGAAGACCUCCAGCAAGCCGAUCUUGUUAUUAGCCACGCAGGUGCAGGAAGCUGUUUGGAGAGUCUGGAAAAAGGCAAGCCACUUGUGGUAGUUGUAAAUGAAAAGUUAAUGAACAAUCAUCAAUUUGAACUGGCAAAGCAGCUGCACAAAGAAGGCCAUCUCUUCUACUGUACCUGCAGCACGCUGCCUGGCCUGUUACAGUCAAUGGAUUUAUCAAUGCUGAGAUAUUAUCCUCCUGGCCAGCCAGAAAAAUUUUCUGCAUUUUUGGAUAAAGUUGUUGGAUUACAAAAAUAAACUCUCAACAUUUUAAAAUAACCCUAAGCCCAGUUCACAGAAUAUGAUUAAUUAAAUCAAAAUAAAUUGAUGACAUGUAUUUGUAGAACAAUAUAAAUCAGUAUCUUUACUAUAAAAAAUAUCAUAAGGGAUUUUGUGACAUAAACAUUCCAGUUGGGUCUAGAUCCUAAUUUUAGUAAAUGUUUGUGGUUUCUCUAACUUUGAAUAUGUAGCAGAGUCCUAACUUUGAAAAUGUAGCCUUCCCAGUUUUGUCCUAAAAUUUCAAAAAACAAAAGCUGAGCAGUGGUGGCGCAUGCCUUUAAUUCCAGCCCUUGGGAACCAGAAGCAGGUGUAUCAUCUCUAUGAGUUCAAGGCCAGUCUUGUCUACAUAGUGAGUUUCAGGACAGCCAGGGCUACCCAGAGAAACCCUGUCUCCAAAAACCAAAACAAAACCACCAAACCAAAAAAAUUAAAAAAAUGUUAAUAAGAAUCAAAUAUUAGGUGUUAUUUUGAAUAAAAAAAUGCUAGCAAUGUAACAUUUUGGUGAGAAAAUCAGCACUUGUAAAGUGGAUCAUAGUCUUAAGAGACAGCAUUUUUGUAUUAAGCAGAAAAAAAUGGGUUUACUUUGUAGAAGCUAAUAGUUAAUUUGAAAAAGAUCAAAGUAUUUGAUGGAGUAACUACUUUUAUCCUGAAGAAUAAAAUAGAUAUGUUCAUCUUUUGAACUUCUGAUCCUUUAAGUGCUGGGAUUACAGGCACAUGCCAUCAUUCCUGGUAAUAUUUGUUCCUCUAAAACAGAAAGGCUGGGGAAAUUGUUCAGUACUUGCUGUGUAAGUGUGAGGACCUGAGUUUGCAUCUUCAGGAUAAAUGUUAGUCAGGCAUGGCAGUGUGUAUUUAAGAUCCCUGUGCCUAUGAUGAUAUUGGUAGAUGUAGACAGAAUCCCUGGAAGACAUUGGACUAAGCAGCCAUUAUUCACAACUGAAUGGUAAAAAGAGACCUGUUACCAAGCAAAGUAAAAAGUAAGGAUAGAGCCUGGGGUUUUCCUCUCACCUCCACCAGCUCAGCACAGGACACGUGCCUACAUUCACAUGGGUACAUACAGAUGUGUAGGUAGAAUGUGAUAAUCUUAACAAUGCCUUCAAGAAUAGAGAAUAAACCCAAAAAUAUAACAGUAAAAACAAAAAAAGAAGUUAUUGACUUUCUAUGGUCUUAUGUGCUUUUCUUGGUAAUUUUCAUAUUGAAUUUCUUUCAAAUAAAAAACUCCAUUUUGUGAGUGUUAUAACUGUGGUUGGAAAAUCUCAACAUUAGAGAUUUUGUUUUGUUUUUGUUUCAAGAAUUAGAAUGUAGAUAGUCUAUUUGCAUUCAUGUGAGAUCAGUAACAGUCCCGUUUCCCUUUGUUCUUGUUGAGCUGCUGUACACAUUGCUUUGUAUGAGUUUAUGCAGUCUUAAGAAAGACAUUCUGAGUGAACCAAAGUUUAAAUAUAAGAUCUAAAGGAUGGGGACAGGGGAUAAGGGAAGUUAGUCAGCCAGCAUGGUGGGGCUUGCCCUUGAGGAUAUGUUGAAGUCUUCAUACAAUACCAGCACAGUGGACCUGUAGGUGCCACUGCACCUUGUGUACAUAUAAACUAUCCAUACUAUGGACCUCAACCGUCUCAGAAGUAGCAGUACUCCAUAAGAAUUGUCAUCAAGCCCCACCCCCACCAUCUUCAACUCACUUUACCCUGCCCCUCAUUUGUGUAGCCGGUGCAGGUUCAAUGUAAACAGUUUAUGCUUCCCUCCCUCCAGUUCUGAUGAUAAAGUGACUCCUAGCUUUUAGAUCUGCUGCACUUGUUUCCAGUUGCUAUUUUGGCUCACUCCUGUUAACUCAAUAAACUCCUUAAUUUCAGAGAU